Molecule: messenger RNA, 1653 nt
Organism: Fusarium coffeatum
Lineage: Eukaryota; Fungi; Ascomycota; Sordariomycetes; Hypocreales; Nectriaceae
Exons: 3
Coding region: 1-1653 (550 amino acids)
Source: RefSeq, a predicted model, not a curated record
AUGGAACAUUCCAAGUCAGACUUUCUCGGUACUUGGUACUCGCCAAAUACUCAUUCGCGAUCGACCACACAUUCCAAUUUUGCCUUUCCCACUGCUCAACAAGCUUUCCAAGAAGGACUCGAUCGGUUCGCUUCUGAAUUCACCAAUGACCGCAAUAAAGCAGACCUUUCGAAAAGCUUCUCGAGUAUACAAGAUAUUCACGACCUAGCGCAGCGGUCAUUCACGAAAUAUUUAGAUGAAAAACGCUUUCCUAAAGCAAAGAAAUGGAUCCGGCGAUUCACGGCAAAGAUCAGUCAUUAUGGAAAUAUCAUGGAUGUCCUGGUCCAGCAACAUCCUGAAUACGUCUCGCUUGUCUGGGGAGCCAUGAAGUUUCUCUUAGUAGCUGCUCAAAAUCACGAAGCAACAAUAUGUCUCAUAUCGAAAACCUUGUCACAAAUCGCCGACUCUUUACCUCGUGUUGAGCUCGUCACUGUUCUUUAUCCAACAUAUCGGAUACGUCAGGCGGUCAGUGAUCUAUAUGCCAAUCUCGUGAGAUUCCUUAUCCGAGCUCAUGAGUGGUGCCAAGAGGGCACAAUGGGACAUCUCUGGCACAGUAUCACCCGACCACCUGAACUCAGAUACAAAGACCUUCUCGAGGACAUUGCGACCGCCUCACGAGAGAUUGACCAAUUGGCAGUUGCUAGUAGUCGAGUCGAAAUCAGAGAUAUGAACUUGAAGCUGGAUUCGAUUGUUUCCAAGCUCAAUUCCUUCGAGCCUCCACAGUCGAGCGCUAUCUUGGAUGCGAAUCACACCAUUCUGGCCAAGCUUGACUCAUUCCAGGCUUUACACUCGAGCGCAUUACUGGAUACGAAUCAGCGGCUCACGGAUCUCCAAUUCUCACAGAUCAUGUCUCACAUCGCUGAUGGAAAACUUGGCGACCCUUUGGAAGCAUUCCGAUAUAACGUCUCGGUCCAGAUACGGCACGAUCGGGUUAGGGUGUAUGAAACAACAAAUGAGUUCUGGCAAUCUCCAAAGUUACAAGCUUGGUCCACAGCACCAGAAUCACGAAUAGCCAUCGUGAAAGGUGGUUUACGCGCGCGACAUGCUUCAAGGAAGUUCUCUGUCAACAUCAUUGAGCAACUGCAGUCGAAAAAUAUUCCAGUAGUUUGGGCUCUUCGAGGUCCACAAAAUGACUCCAAAGAAGCGAAGGCUUCAAGCACUGAUUUAUUCAAGACUCUCAUCUUACAAGCAUUCAAGCUAUCGCAGGACUGUACGACUGAGAAUACCAUGUCUCUCCAAUGCGCACAGUUCCACAGAGCAAACACUGAAAACGACUGGCUCAAACUUUUGGGCUCUGCGCUGCUUCGAGCGCGAACUCAGAUCUACUUGGUCAUCGAUCUGGCAGUGAUAGACCACAAUCUAUUACCAGCUGAAGGGUUCUCGUGGUUCACUGCAUUUCAGAUAUUGUUUGCGGAGAUGGUAAAGAGGUCACCUCAGCUGCGCGUUAAGGUGCUUCUUAUUGGCAACAGCGUCAGUUUCGGACCGUCGGAAGCCGAAAUGGUACCAUCCGAAGUUGUGGUACCUAUAAGAGUGACACAGAUGCCCGUUCGGAGGCGGGGAAAGAUGGGGCCGCGAGUGGAAGCUUAUGGGAGAAGAGGUUACCCCAAGUUCUAG